AUGACUUCGCAGCCAUCGAAGCGAAACUCUACUCAAUGCACGCUCGAAGCGGUACCGAAAUCGGAAUUAGCAACUUCAUACACCUACUCAGUACCUGAUCGCUCAGAUGCGUAUGCUACUAUCGCGCCGGCGCAUGAGUACUACGAACCAACACAUAAUGAACCCGUUCCUCCAACACGGAUCUGGACGCGAUGGUAUCUUCUCCUCUUGUACGGGAUCUUGAUCGCGGUAGCUGCAGGCGUAGUAGGAGGAUUCGUCGGGAAAUCAAUGUCCGACAAGCAGAACAACAACAAUAAUAAUAAUGAUAACAGCCUACCUGGACAAUCGCAGUCUUCAUCCUGCCCAACCAUACCCACCAACGCUUCAAUACCCUCACCAACAUCAACACCACCCAGCAACGUCUUCGCGCGCACUAUCCCCGUCCCCACCACCGGCUGCAAUCCAACCAACGUCCAAAAGUCCUUCAAAACAUUUUCUUCGUUCCUUGACGUCUCGUACACGACUUUCUGCAUGACGGGCUGGCAGCGCAACGAGCUUGUCGCCCUAUCUGUCGCCUCGCCCUCUGACUGCAUAGAAGCCUGCGUCAUGUACAAUGGCCACAAGCAAGCAAGCGAUCGGCCCUGUGUUGGCGGCGGGUUUAUCCCCGCGUGGUGGAAUCAGACUAAAGCGAUGGAUGAGUCAGGUGGGAUGCCGUACAAUUGCUUCCUGAAGAGUAAUGAUACUGGGGUUGGGAGGAAUGACAGAGAUAUUGAGGUUGUGAGUUUGUGUUUACAGGGCGCUUGUAAUGGUGUUUUGGGAUAG
Molecule: messenger RNA, 801 nt
Organism: Cucurbitaria berberidis CBS 394.84
Lineage: Eukaryota; Fungi; Ascomycota; Dothideomycetes; Pleosporales; Cucurbitariaceae
Exons: 1
Coding region: 1-801 (266 amino acids)
Source: RefSeq, a predicted model, not a curated record